Molecule: messenger RNA, 1173 nt
Organism: Metopolophium dirhodum (rose-grain aphid)
Lineage: Eukaryota; Metazoa; Arthropoda; Insecta; Hemiptera; Aphididae
Exons: 2
Coding region: 1-1173 (390 amino acids)
Source: RefSeq, a predicted model, not a curated record
AUGAAGUUAGAUGAUAGCAAUAACUCUGGAAACUUUAUUGAUUUAUUAAAAUUAUUGUCCAAAUAUGAUCAUUCAUUACAGAACCAUUUUCAACUAAUUAAUGAAAAACAACUGGCACAACAUUAUUUGAGUCAUGAUAUCCAAAAUGAAUUAAUUAAACUUAUGUCUAAAAAAGUAAUUGAAGAGAUUAUUAGUAAAGUAAAACUAGUGAAAUAUUAUGCUUUCAUGCUCGACUGCACUAGAGACAUAAGUCGCGUUGAACAGAUGUCCAUUAUUUUAAGAUUUUGUAAUACGUCAACCGGUGAUAUAGAAGAACAUUUUAUUGGAUUUAUUGCUGUUGAUUCCACAACAGGGGAACAUUUAACAAACAUUAUUCUACACGAGCUAAAAAGUAAUGGUUUAGAUAUUCAAGACUGUCGUGGACAAGGUUUUGAUAAUGGCGCGAAUAUGGUAGGAAUAAACAAGGGUGUUAAAACACGAAUAUUAAAUAUUAAUCCAAAAGCAUUCUUUGCGCCUUGUGGUUGUCACAGCUGGAAUUUGAUUUUAGUAGAUGCUGCUAAGUCUUCCAUUACAGCUACAACAUUUUUUGGCUUUAUUCAAAAAAUUUAUUUGCUCUUUUCAAAAUCUAGUAAACGAUGGGAUCUUAUUAAAGAUAAAUUAAAACUAACAUUAAAGUCUUUAUCUGAAACAAGGUGGGAAAGUAGAAUUGCUGCAGUCAAAGCAAUAUUAUUUCAAUUUGACGAUAUCAUUGAUUGUAUAAAUAUACUUAAAAUGCAAAUAGUAGACGCAGAAACUCUAUGUGAUUGUGAAGCCAUUUUAAAAGAAAUGUUAACAUUUGAAUUUAUUGUUGCAAUACAUGUGUGGUAUGAAAUUUUACUUCGUGUAAAUAAUAUAAGUAAAAUCUGGCAAUCAGUUCAAGUUAAUUUAAAAAUGGCUGUUGAUUCUUUAAAUAAUUUUUGCAAUUGGAUUCAAGAAUAUCGUGAUAUAGGAUUCAAUAAAAGUAUUAUAGAAUCUCGCCAGUUCAUAGAAAAAAGUAGUUAUGAAAUAGAAUUAAAUUUUAAAAACAAGAGAAUAGCAAAGAAGAAAAAAAUGUUUAGUUAUGAACACACUGAUGAACCUAUAGAGAAUGGUGAAAAAAAGUUUAGAAUCCAUUUCCAAAGAAGAUCUUUAUAA